CUCUUCCCAAAAAUCACCCAACAUGGAGUCCAGGAAUCUCGACCACAGGCGCAACAACUUCAAGGGCAAGACUCAGUUCUCCGCCCAGGAGCUCCGUCGUCGCAGAGAGGAGCAGCAGGUUGAGAUCCGUCGUCAGAAGCGAGAGGAGAACCUUGCCAAGCGACGAAACCUCCAACAUGUUGUCAACGAGGACGGUGCCGAGUCUGACGAGGAGGCCGGCAUGGACGCCACAGCCAUUGGGGACGUUCUUCCCGCCAUGCUUCAGGCCGUCUACAGUGACGACGCCGAUGCUCAACUCGAGUCUACUAUGAAGUUCAGGAAAUUGCUUUCCAAGGAGAAGAACCCCCCGAUUGACCGAGUCAUUCAAUGCGGCGUUGUCCCCCGAUUUGUCGAGUUUUUGUCAAGCACAAACUCUAUGCUCCAAUUCGAGGCUGCUUGGGCGUUGACCAAUAUCGCCUCUGGUACUUCCGAGCACACUCAGGUUGUGAUCAACGCCGGCGCCGUUCCUUACUUUAUCAACCUUCUCAGCUCUUCCGUUCUCGAUGUCCGUGAGCAAGCUGUUUGGGCUCUCGGUAACAUUGCUGGUGACUCUCCCAAGUGUCGAGACUACGUCCUCUCGCAGGGCGCUCUUCAGCCCUUACUUGGUCUUCUCAAUGAGAACCACAAGCUUUCCAUGAUCCGCAACGCUACCUGGACAUUGAGCAACUUCUGCCGGGGCAAGAACCCUCAGCCCGAUUGGGACCUCAUCUCUCCUGCCCUCACCGUCCUUACAAAGCUCAUCUACUCUCUCGAUGACGAAGUUUUGAUCGACGCUUGCUGGGCCAUCUCUUAUCUUUCUGAUGGUUCCAAUGACAAGAUUCAGGCCGUCAUUGAGUCUGGUGUUUGCAGGCGAUUGGUUGACUUGCUUAUGCACCCUUCCACCGGCGUGCAGACCCCUGCCCUCCGAUCUGUCGGCAACAUUGUCACUGGUGACGACCUCCAAACCCAGGUGGUCAUCUCCUCCGGUGCCCUCCCUGCCCUGUUGAGCUUGUUGUCCUCCCCCAAGGAGGGUAUUAGGAAGGAGGCUUGCUGGACCAUCUCCAACGUCACUGCUGGCUCUCCCAUGCAGAUUCAAUCCAUCAUUGACGCCAACAUUGUUCCUCCCCUCAUCAACAUUCUCGCCAACGCUGACUUCAAGACCAAGAAGGAAGCUUGCUGGGCCAUCUCUAACGCCACCUCUGGUGGUCUGCAAGAACCCAACCAGAUCCGAUACCUCGUCCAGCAGGGUUGUAUCAAACCCAUGUGUGACCUCUUGACUUCCAUGGACAACAAGAUCAUCCAGGUCGCGCUUGACGGUCUUGAGAAUAUCCUGAAGGUUGGCGAAGUCGACAAAGAUGCCGCUGGACCUGGAGGCAUCAACAAGUAUGCGCAAUUCAUCGAGGAAGCCGGCGGUAUGGUUGCUAUCCACAACUUGCAACACCACGAGAACCUCGAGAUCUACAAGAAGUGCUUCUACAUCAUGGACAAGUUCUUCCCCGAUGACGAUGAGGAGGAGGCCGAGGCUGCUGCCCCUGCGGUUGAUGCUUCCGGGCAAUACGCUUUCCAAACUGAUGUCGCCGCUCCCCAAGGAGGCUUCAACUUUGGCGGCCAGUAGAGCCAGGCCCUUUCUUCCAUUGUCCCUAUCCCGAGCCACCAUCCUGCCCAUCAUUCUUUCAGCUCUUGCGACGACCACUUUGAGUUUGAGCAUGAGCUGGAAGCGCUCCCCCCUCAUCACAUCCCUCAUUUUUUUGGGUCGUGAGAGCCGCUAAAAUCAUUAUUGUCUAUGUCCAAUCACCAAUCCCUUUUUUCAUCAUCUUCAUCUGGUUCUAUAUUAUUUUCAUUUCAUGGCAUGUUGAUGACUGUUUCCUUCACCAUUUUCCGGUUUCCAUUCUAGCAUUUUUAGGUCAUUGGCUCCUCAAGGAGUCUUUGCGGGGAAUUUUCAUCAUCCUGUUAGUUAUCAUCAUUCAUCGGCUGCCGUUCCCCGCAAGCAACAAUACAUUUAGAAGUAAGAGGGGCAACUGAAAGAGUAUCACAUAUACACAUCAGACCCUUCUCAAUAACAUCAUCAGUCCAACUGUCAUUUGACUAUUGAGUCAUCAUUAUAGCUUUUGCAACUAUUACUUUUACUCCAAACGCUUUUAUUCUAUGAUCGUGCUCGGUAGGGGGCGAUGGACCUCUCACUCUUGACACGAGCAUUAUCAUUUCUUCUGUUUACUUUCGUGUCUCAACGCGAUUUUUCUUUUGGUGGUGGUGCGAGACACGGGCGAGGCCUGGGAGGUCGGAGAUAGAUUGUGGAGGAAAGGGGCGAUCUUUCCAUGUAAUAACGGUUACGUGCUAUGUCACUUCUUCGAGUUGGCACGCCCUCCGUACGAGUCGAAAUAGAAUGAUGGGUUCCGCUGCUUCCGCACAACUUCCGAAGGACACAACGGUCGCAACGGAACCUAAUUCUGUUUACGCUUUGGGCCAGAUUCGGAUCGGGACACCUCGACACGUCUUAGGUGACAAACUUUGUUUUUUCGGACAUCCUUGCUCUCUCUUGCC
This is a messenger RNA of Cryptococcus amylolentus CBS 6039, 2559 nucleotides long. RefSeq lists its product as hypothetical. The transcript is spliced from 9 exons. Gene Ontology annotation, biological process: NLS-bearing protein import into nucleus. The record is from RefSeq and is a predicted model, not a curated record. Gene Ontology annotation, cellular component: nucleoplasm; nucleus; cytoplasm. Bases 23 to 1633 code for a protein of 536 amino acids. Gene Ontology annotation, molecular function: nuclear import signal receptor activity; protein binding. Lineage: Eukaryota; Fungi; Basidiomycota; Tremellomycetes; Tremellales; Cryptococcaceae.